Messenger RNA from Pipistrellus nathusii (Nathusius's pipistrelle), 3798 nucleotides. The record is from the annotation of a GenBank genome assembly. Lineage: Eukaryota; Metazoa; Chordata; Mammalia; Chiroptera; Vespertilionidae.
AUGCCCAACCCAGAGAGACAUGGGGGCAAGAAGGACGGGAGCGGAGGAGCUUCUGGAACUUUGCAGCCGUCAUCGGGAGGUGGCAGCUCCAACAGCAGAGAGCGUCACCGCUUGGCGGCGAAGCACAAGCGGCACAAGUCCAAGCACUCCAAAGACAUGGGUUUGGUGACCCCCGAAGCAGCACCUCUGGGUGCAGUUAUCAAGCCUUUGGUGGAGUACGAUGACAUCAGCUCCGAUUCAGACACCUUCUCUGACGACAUGGCCUUCAAAUUAGACCGGAGGGAGAACGAUGAGCGUCGUGGAGCUGAUCGGAGUGACCGCUUGCACAGACAUCGCCACCACCAGCACAGGCGUUCCCGGGACUUACUAAAAAGCAAACAGACGGAAAAAGAGAAAAAGCAGGAAGUCUCCAGCAAGUCGGGAUCAGUGAAGGACCGGAUAUCAUCAGGAAGUUCAAAGCGUUCCAACGAGGAGAAUGACGACUAUGCGAAGGCACCGAUCUCAAAAAGCAGCAGCAACAAGGAAUCCAGGUCAUCCAAACUCCACAAGGAGAAGGCUCGGAAAGAACGCGAGUUGAAGUCCGGGCACAAAGACCGGAGUAAAAGUCAUCGGAAAAGGGAAACACCCAAAAGUUACAAAACCGUGGACAGCCCCAAAAGGAGAUCCAGGAGCCCCCACAGGAAAUGGUCUGACAGCCCCAAGCAAGACGAUAGCCCCUCCGGAGCUUCUUAUGGCCAAGACUAUGACCUCAGUCCCCCAAGAUCUCACACCUCCAGCAAUUAUGACUCCUACAAGAAGAGCCCUGGAAGCACCUCCAGAAGGCAGUCCAUCAGUCCACCUUACAAGGAGCCUUCGGCCUACCAGUCCAGCACCCGGUCCCCCAGCCCUUACAGCAGACGGCAGAGAUCUGUGAGUCCCUAUGGCCGGAGACGCUCCUCCAGCUAUGAACGGAGUGGCUCUUACAGUGGGAGGUCACCCAGCCCCUAUGGUCGAAGGCGAUCCAGCAGCCCUUUCACUAGCAAACGGUCUCGGAGUCGGAGUCCACUCCCCAGGAAAUCCAUGAAAUCUAGAAGUAGAAGUCCUGUAUAUUCAAGACAUUCAUCCUCUCAUAGUAAAAAGAAGAGAUCCGGGUCACGUAGUCGACAUUCCAGUAUCUCACCUGUCAGACUUCCAUUGAACUCCAGCUUGGGAGCUGAACUCAGUAGGAAAAAGAAGGAAAGAGCAGCUGCUGCAGCAGCAGCAAAAAUGGAUGGAAAGGAAUCCAAGGGUUCACCUAUUAUUUUAGCUAGGAAAGAGAACAGUUCAAUAGAAGCUAAGGAUUCGGGUUUGGAGUCUAAAAAGUUACCCAGAGGUUUAAAAUUGGAAAAACCUGCCCCAGAUGCUGAACAAGUGAAUGCAACACAUCUAAACAUAGAAGCCAAAAAUUCUUUAGAUACAGGGAAAGUAAAGGUGGAUGAGAACUCUGAAAAGCAUCCUGUUCUUAAAGAUUUGAAAGUACAGGGAUCAAGAGACACUAAACCCAUGGCAUUGAAGGAGGAGAUUGUUACUCCAAAAGAGACAGAGACAGCAGAAAAGGAGACCCUUCCACCUCUUCCCACAGUUACUUCUCCUCCACCUCCUUUACCAACUACUACCCCCCCGCCUCAGACCCCCCCUUUGCCACCUUUGCCUCCACUACCAGCUACUCCACAGCAACCACCUCUGCCUCCUCCCCAACCAGCAUUUAGUCAGGUUCCUGUUUCUAGUCCUUCAACUUUGCCCUCUUCUAGUCACUCAAGGACGUCUACUCUGUCCUCUCAGGCAAAUUCUCAGCUCCCUGUACAGGUUUCUAUGAAGACUCAAGUAUCUGUAACAGCUGCUAUUCCACACCUCAAAACGUCAACAUUGCCUCCUCUGCCCCUUCCACCCUUAUUACUUGGAGAAGAUGACAUGGAUAGUCCAAAAGAAACUCUGCCUUCAAAACCCAUAAAGAAAGAGAAGGAACAAAGGCCACGUCACUUACUCACGGACCUCCCUCUCCCUCCAGAGCUCCCUGGUGGGGAUCCUUCCCCACCAGACUCUCCAGAACCAAAGGCAAUCACACCGCCUCAGCAACCAUAUAAAAAGAGACCAAAAAUUUGUUGUCCUCGUUAUGGAGAAAGAAGACAAACAGAAAGUGAUUGGGGAAAACGCUGUGUGGACAAGUUUGACAUUAUUGGAAUUAUUGGAGAGGGAACCUAUGGCCAAGUAUAUAAAGCCAAGGACAAAGACACAGGAGAGCUAGUGGCCCUGAAGAAGGUGAGACUAGACAAUGAGAAAGAAGGUUUCCCGAUCACAGCCAUUCGUGAGAUCAAAAUCCUUCGGCAGCUAAUUCACCGAAGUGUCGUUAACAUGAAGGAAAUUGUCACAGAUAAACAAGAUGCACUGGAUUUCAAGAAGGACAAAGGUGCCUUUUACCUUGUAUUUGAGUAUAUGGACCAUGACUUAAUGGGACUGCUAGAAUCUGGUUUGGUGCAUUUUUCUGAAGAUCAUAUCAAGUCCUUCAUGAAACAACUAAUGGAAGGAUUGGAUUACUGUCACAAAAAGAAUUUCCUACAUCGGGAUAUUAAAUGUUCUAACAUUUUGCUGAACAACAGUGGGCAAAUCAAGCUAGCAGAUUUUGGACUUGCUCGGCUCUAUAACUCUGAAGAGAGUCGCCCUUAUACAAACAAAGUCAUUACUCUGUGGUACCGACCUCCAGAACUUUUGCUGGGAGAGGAACGUUAUACACCAGCCAUAGAUGUUUGGAGCUGUGGAUGCAUCCUUGGGGAACUGUUCACAAAGAAGCCUAUUUUUCAAGCCAAUCUGGAGCUGGCUCAGCUAGAACUGAUCAGUCGACUCUGUGGUAGCCCUUGUCCAGCUGUGUGGCCUGAUGUUAUCAAGCUGCCUUACUUCAAUACUAUGAAACCGAAGAAACAAUAUAGAAGGCGUCUACGAGAAGAAUUCUCUUUCAUUCCUUCAGCAGCACUUGAUUUACUGGACCACAUGCUGACACUAGAUCCUAACAGGCGUUGCACAGCUGAGCAGACCCUACAGAGUGACUUCCUUAAAGAUGUCGACCCCAGCAAAAUGGAUCCUCCAGACCUCCCCCACUGGCAGGAUUGUCAUGAAUUAUGGAGUAAGAAACGGCGACGGCAGCGACAGAGUGGUGUUGUGGUAGAAGAGCCACCUCCAGCCAAAGCCUCUCGAAAAGAAUCUACCUCAGGGACAAGUGCUGAGCCUGUGAAGAACAACAGCCCAGCACUACCACAGCCUGCUGCUGUCAAGGUGGAGCCUGCGGCUGGGGAUUCAAUAGGUCUCGGUGACAUCACACAACAAUUGAAUCAAAGUGAGUUGGCAGUAUUAUUGAAUCUGCUGCAGAGCCAAACCGACCUGAGCAUCCCUCAAAUGGUACAGCUGCUUAACAUCCACUCCAACCCUGAGAUACAGCAGCAGCUCGAGGCCCUGAACCAAUCUAUCAGUGCCCUAACAGAAGCCACUUCCCAGCAGCAGGACUCAGAGCCCGUGGCCCCAGAGGAAUCUGUGAAGGAGGCACCCCUAGUUUCAGUGGUCCAGCCUUCAGCAGAACAGAAAACGCCUGAAGCUUCGAGCACACCAGCUGACAUGCAGAAUAUGUUGGCAGUUCUCUUGAGUCAGCUGAUGAAAACCCAGGAGCCAGCAGGCAACCUGGAGGAAAACAACAGUGACAAGAACAGUGGGCUACAGGGGCCCCGAAGAACUCCCACAAUGCCACAGGAGGAGGCAGCAGGUGGCAGUAGCAGCAGGAGGGAUGGCCCCUGA